Messenger RNA from Calypte anna (Anna's hummingbird), 2565 nucleotides. RefSeq names its product beta-1,3-galactosyltransferase 5 (gene B3GALT5). NCBI's taxonomy places the organism in Eukaryota, Metazoa, Chordata, Aves, Apodiformes, Trochilidae. The record is from RefSeq and is a predicted model, not a curated record. The transcript is spliced from 2 exons. Gene Ontology annotation, molecular function: N-acetyl-beta-D-glucosaminide beta-(1,3)-galactosyltransferase activity. Gene Ontology annotation, cellular component: membrane. The coding region runs from base 46 to 1095 and encodes 349 amino acids.
UAUCAAGAGCAGUCAGUGCAAGGCUUACUACAGGACACAAAAAAGAUGAAGAUGGGAGGAACCUGGCUGAGUCUACCAGUUGUACAGCACUUGCUGGCUUUGGGACACAAGCACUGUUCAAGCAAAUGGAGAAACCUGAUGGAUUUCAGAAAAUUCAAGCUCUUUCUUUGCCUUCUAGGGCUCACCUUUGCUAGCUUCUGUGUUUUUUACCACAAUUUGACCGAAUCUUGUAUAUUCUGUGGAAACAGCCAAGAUUACAUAUUCUCCAAUGAGACUUUUAGGAGAAUUGGAGGAAACUUCUCGCAGCUCCCGGAUAUAGACUGCCACAUCAACCCUCCUUUCCUUGUUGUGCUUGUGGCAUCCUCACACCACCACGUUGAUGCCAGGAUGGCCAUCAGGCAAACCUGGGGGAAGGAGAGGACAGUUGCCGGCAAGCGCCUGGUGACAUAUUUCCUCCUGGGAAGCACUGAGGACAUCAGCCAGCAGGCUGAGAUUGCUGCUGAAAGCCAAAAGUACAAAGACAUUAUUCAAAAGAAUUUUACAGACACAUACUACAAUUUGACUUUGAAGACCAUGAUGGGAAUUGAAUGGAUUCACAGAUUUUGUUACCAGUCCAGUUUUAUAAUGAAAACUGACACGGAUGUGUUUGUUAAUGUUUUUUACCUCACUGAGCUGCUUCUGAGGAAAAAGAGGACCACUAGGUUAUUCACAGGCUUUUUAAAACUACGGGAGAACCCCAUACGGAAAAGAGAGAGUAAGUGGUACGUGAGUAGAGAAGAGUAUCCAGGAAAGACCUACCCUCCUUUUUGUUCUGGGACUGGCUAUGUUUUAUCCACUGAUGUUGCUAGUCAGAUUUAUAAUGUUUCAGAGAGUGUUCCAUUCAUUAAACUGGAGGAUGUAUUCAUAGGACUGUGCCUUGCCAAAUUAAAAAUUCAGCUGGAGGAGCUUCAUUCAGAGCAGACCUUUUUUCCAGAAAGAAUUAGGUUCCCUCUUGCUCGCAUUAAGAAAAUCGUGAUGUGCCAUGAAGUAGAACCAUCUGAGCAGCUGAACUACUGGAAUCACUUAGUGACAGAAAAUCAGGGAGAAGUGCUCUAGCACCUUCCCUGCUCAAAUUAACAAACUGAAAUGCUCCACAUUUACAGGGUUGCUCUUAACUCUAGCAAAAUUCCCAAUUAACUCUAAAUCCAUCAUGUUAAAUAGUUUUUAAUGCUUAUUUUAAUCUUCAUUUCUGCCCAAAACCAUGCAAAUCUCUUUCUCUCCAGCUCCCUCCCACCUGUUUGCCUCCCUUCUCUACAAAAGUUACGAGUAUUCUUUUCUGAAAGAUGUAGGACUUGCUCUCCAAACUGCUACAGGACUGCAGUGCCAAACUAAAAGUCAAAGUACUUCUGUUCAGGAAAGAAAAUUUGCACCCUCUUUCUGGUCCUCCUUGAUAGAUCACUGCAUUUGCAUCCAUCUGUGCAGGCAUUUCAGAAAAGGUGUUUGUAGCUGUCAGGACCUUCCUCUCCUGGCAUAGGGAAGCACAGCCCUGCCCUAGCAGCCACCUCCAUGUGGGAAGAACUGCGUACUGGCACAGAUCCCUCCUUCAGUCUAGACCAAUUUUUUUGUAGAUACGGAGGAAUCUGCCCAUACAGCACUCUUGGAACACCCUUAGGUACCGCAGGUCAUCUGGUGGAUGUGUAAUGUUACAGCAUCUGUCUCGCUAUUUGUGCCUCCUGCUGAAAAUAUUUUGUGCUAGGGCCAGAUCCAUGCUCAGUGGAGAGUGUCCUGGUUUUUUUAUUAAAAUAGACUCCAGAGACAUCUUUUACAUUUAUGUCUCACUCUGGUUGCUAGAAAGCCACUGUAAAUGGUUUGCAAAGCCUAAGCUAAACUUACCCAGAUAAACGGUACAUCUGAUUUAGACAUUUUUCCCUGCAAGGAGCUAUUACCUGUGCAAGGGAGAAGUCAGUGGCUUUUUUUUUUAACAAGACCCAGUGGGAAAACUCAGGCUAGGAGCCUCAUUUCUUAUUUCAUUGCCAAUCAAAGACUCAUGAAAUCCCUGAGAUUAUUUGUAAGUGUCAGAGAUAUGGAAUUGAGUCUUUACAGUAGAUGCUGUGAAAAAUACACUUGGGAUAUGGGAAGGGAGAAGGUUCAUAAAAUCACGCCUUAUUCAAUACUCCUACUUGAUUUAUUCUAGUCAGAUAAAAGGUCAGUUUUACAAGCAAAGAAGUAUUGAAUGCCUGUACUAUGUACAAAAGGUUUUUUUCCAGAGAGAAGAAAAGGUGUAGCUGCUCCCUAGGGAAAGCUGAGCCACGAGCUGAGGGGAUCCAACAUCCAGCGGGGCUCAGCCUCACAUACCCACGUGAGGAAGGAGGACAGACCCACAGAUAGUGUCCAGGUCCAGCCAAGAGUGAUAAGGCAUUAUUAUGUUGAUAGGCAGGUGUGAGGUCAAGCCAGUGAUAGCCAGGCCCUGGUGAUGACAGGUGGGUUCAGGAUAAGGCCAAUUGAGGGGAACCAUGGCCAGAUACUAUGUGGGAAUAGCAAGGCAGGUCCUUGGGGAUGGGGCUGUAUACUGAAUGUGAUAAAAAA